AUGGGCAAUCAAAGUAUAAAAGAUUCAAGUACACGUGCAUCGCCUAAUUUAAAAAGUCGUCGUUCAAUAUCAAAACCAUUUCUUAAUUUAUCUGGUUCACAUACAGAAUCACCAUUAAUAUCAACAUCAUCACUUGCAACGACACAUACAAAUGUAGAUGAUAUAUCUAUUCAUAGUCAAGGCUCAUUUCGUUCAACACCUUGUGGUACACUUGCACAUAUUCAAUCUCAACAGAAUAAUAAUGGUUGUUUAACAUUAGAAAAACGUUGGUUGUCCCGUGAAUUAUUAUUAACACAAUGUGAUACGACAUCAACAUCAUUUCUUGGAAAUAAUAAUAAUAGUAUCACAUCAACGAAUUGUCCUUUACAUCAUCAUCAUCAUCGUCCAAAUACACCAAAUGAUGGAAUAUAUAUUGCUUGUUUACCAUUUAAUGCAAGUGAUCAUCAACAAUUAUCCUUGGCAGUUGGUGAACAUUUAACUAUUGUUAAAUAUCAUGAUGGAAAUGAGGAUUGGGUUGAAGUACGUAAUAGUCAAGGUCAAAUUGGUUGGGUACCACAAGUAUUUAUCAAACCAUUAUCAUCAUUAGAUAGACAUUCAUGGUUUCAUGGAAAAGUAUCGCGAUGUGAAGCGGAAUAUUUAUUAACACAAGGAAUUAAUGGAAGUUUUCUCGUGCGAGACAGUGAAACUGUUCCAGGUCAAUUAUCAAUUAGUCUACGAUACGAUGGUCGAAUAUAUCAUUAUCGUAUAAAUACAGAUGAAAAUGGUCAAUAUUAUGUUUCAACUGAUUUACGUUUUGCUACAUUACAACAAUUAAUACUUCAUCAUUCAGCACAAACUGAUGGUCUUGUUCAUCUUUUACUUUAUCCAAUAAAUAAACAUAAAACUCAACCGGCAUUAUUUAAAAUCGAUGAUAAAUGGGAAAUUCCACGUUCCGAAAUAGCUAUGAAACAAAAAUUAGGUGGUGGACAAUAUGGAGAAGUUUAUCAAGCAUUAUGGAAACGUUAUAAUAAAGUUGUUGCUGUUAAAACAUUAAAAGAAACAAUGAGUUUACAAGAUUUCUUAGAAGAAGCAGAUGUUAUGAAAGAUUUAAAACAUCCAAAUCUUGUUCAAUUACUUGGUAUAUGUACACUUGAACCACCUUAUUAUAUUAUUACGGAAUUUAUGCCACAUGGGUGUUUACUUGAUUAUUUAAAAAUACGACCACGUACUGAAUUAACAUCAACGGUAUUAAUGUAUAUGGCUGGACAAGUUGCUUCAGCAAUGACAUAUUUAGAAGCAAAAAAUUUUAUUCAUAGAGAUUUAGCGGCAAGAAAUUGUCUUGUUGGUGAUAAUCAUGUUGUUAAAGUGGGGGAUUUUGGUUUAGCUCGUCUUGUUAGAUGUGAAGAUCAUUAUACAGCUAAACAUGGUGCAAAAUUUCCAAUAAAAUGGACAGCACCUGAAGGUUUAGAACGAAAUCAAUUUUCAACAAAAUCUGACGUAUGGAGUUUUUCGAUUCUUCUUUGGGAAAUUGCUACGUAUGGUGCUAGUCCAUAUCCAAAAAUAGAACUUUGUCAAGUAUUUGAUCAUCUUCGAGUUGGAAAUAGAAUGGAACGUCCAACUGGUUGUCCAACAGAUGUAUAUAAUCUAAUGCAAAAAUGUUGGAGAUGGAAUCCAGAUGAAAGACCAACAUUUAAAGAAAUUCAUACAGAACUUGAAAGUAUGACAACGGUGGGAUUUCAUAUUCAAGAAAAUGGUACAGCGAAGAUCUUAACAGCUAGUGAGUUUGCUGCUAAUGCAAAUCGAGCUCGAACUGGCCCAUCACUUCCACCACCUCGACCACCAGCGCGUACAUGUUCAUUUACAAGUGUUCCAUCUGCAACUCCACCACCACCUCCGCCUGCUGCUGCUCAUCAAUCAAUUCUAGCACGUUUUCUUUCAUCACCUCGUCCAAAAAUUCCACUAGAUCAGCAACAACAACAGCCAGUUACGAUUAUUGAAGAUCCAAAUGAACAAAUUUUACCCACUAUUAUUCAUCAACAACCAUUACGUGAUCGACCAAGAAAUCUUAAUCCUGAAGCUCGUCUCUCAACAUUUAGUAAAAAACAAACCACUUUACCAAUAACAACAGCAGCACUUCCAAAUUCGAUAUCAACCACAACAUUUGUUGCACAUAAUCAUUCAACAACAAAUGGUAUUGAGCCAUUACAUAAUGUAGUUUGUGAUAGCGUUCAACGACCUAUACCACCAUCAAAACCUAAUCGAGAUGGAUCAAUAAAAAUCAAAUCACAUAGAAAAUCUGCGAAAGCAAAAUCUAAUAUAUCUAUUGAUAGUUUAACAUCUUCAUCAAGUACAAAUCUGACUGAAUCAAAAACUCCCGAACAUCAACAUUCAUCUUCCAAUUCUUCCACAACAACACCCGAAUUUUGUCGUAUUCAUCUUCGACAAACAGGAACUACAUCUAAUUCAAAAACAUCUGCUGAAUCAGAAACUCCUCCAAGUGAAUCAGUACCAUCAUCUGUUGGCAUGGCUAUACGUUUAUUUUCUGAAUAUGCAUCAAGUCGUUGUCAAGAUCCAAAAUCCAGUACAACAACAACAACAACAACGACAUCAUCAGAUAAUGAUCAAUCAUCAGAUACAAUUCGUUCAUUACUUGAAACAGUUCAAUUAUUAAUAAAAUAUAUUCGACAAGUACAAAAAAAUCGACAAAGUAAAUUAAUUAUGACAAAUUCAACAAUAAAUAUUGAUGAUAAUGAUAUAAUUAAUGGUAAAAAUUUAUCCGCUAUGCCAACAACAAUAAGUUUAGUUAAUGAUUUGAAUCUAUUUGGUGAUCGUUGUUUAGAAUUAUCAAAAAUAAUCUCGCCACAAAUCGCAUUUAAAUUACGUGAACAUAUACAAAAUAUCAAAGAUACAUCAAAACCAUUAUUUGAUAAUGAUGAUAAUCGUGAUGAAACAUUUGUCUUUUCACAAAUGACAAGAAUUUUACAGGAUAUUAAAAUAAUUCUCGACAAAUUAUAA
Molecule: messenger RNA, 2994 nt
Organism: Adineta steineri
Lineage: Eukaryota; Metazoa; Rotifera; Eurotatoria; Adinetida; Adinetidae
Source: the annotation of a GenBank genome assembly